AGAGAUACUGAGACGAGGAAUGUCCAUCAACCUGUACAUGUUCCACGGAGGGACAAACUUUGGCUUCAUGAAUGGAGUGUCGGCCAACCCAUUUUACAAAGCUCUGGUUACAAGCUAUGGGUUGGAGGAAGGGUGUAGUCUUCAUUAAUGGCCAAAACAUCGGACGGUACUGGGAUGCUGGACCACAGCAAGCUCUGUUUCUACCAGGACCCUUCCUCAACAGUGGAAUGAACCAGGUGAUUGUAUUUGAAGAAGCAGAAGCAGAUUUUAAAAUCCAGUUUGAAGAUUCUCCUGAUCUGGGAAUGACAGUUGACAUUUAAUGAACAAAAUAAUAAAAUGUUUUAUAUAAAACAUA
This is a messenger RNA of Sinocyclocheilus rhinocerous, 355 nucleotides long. RefSeq names its product beta-galactosidase-1-like protein 2. Gene Ontology annotation, biological process: carbohydrate metabolic process. The coding region runs from base 72 to 320 and encodes 82 amino acids. Lineage: Eukaryota; Metazoa; Chordata; Actinopteri; Cypriniformes; Cyprinidae. The transcript has 3 exons. The record is from RefSeq and is a predicted model, not a curated record. Gene Ontology annotation, molecular function: hydrolase activity, hydrolyzing O-glycosyl compounds.